Molecule: messenger RNA, 4333 nt
Organism: Oryzias melastigma (Indian medaka)
Lineage: Eukaryota; Metazoa; Chordata; Actinopteri; Beloniformes; Adrianichthyidae
Gene: hmgcll1
Product: 3-hydroxymethyl-3-methylglutaryl-CoA lyase-like 1
Exons: 9
Coding region: 153-1151 (332 amino acids)
Biological process (GO): ketone body biosynthetic process; L-leucine catabolic process
Molecular function (GO): hydroxymethylglutaryl-CoA lyase activity
Source: RefSeq, a predicted model, not a curated record
GAGUCAUCGUUCAUCAUCGGCAGCCAUCCACAUACUACCUCCUAAUGCAGCGAGGACGUGCAACUAAAGGCCUGCAUUAGCAUUCUUGUCCAGCACAUCUGAGCUGGCUGUUGUCACAGGACUGUGCAGCCGGCUAAGCUGCAGCUAUUUGGAUGGGUAACUUCCCCACCGCAGUAAAGCACUGCCUGAGCUAUGAGCAACUCAUCAAGGACUACCCCUGGCUAAGACGCUGGCUGCAGGAAGAGAAGAUCAAGUAUCCAGAAUUUGUAAAAAUUGUAGAAGUUGGGCCUAGAGAUGGACUUCAAAAUGAAAAGGAAGUUGUUCCAACAAGAGUGAAAAUCCAACUGAUAGACAUGCUCUCAGGAACGGGCCUUUCUGUGAUUGAGGCCACCAGCUUCGUCUCUUCAAAGUGGGUACCGCAGAUGUCAGAUCACAGUGAUGUUCUCAGAGGGAUCCAGAGAGCGCCACACGUUCAGUAUCCUGUUUUGACACCUAACAUGCAAGGCUUCCAGGAGGCUGUUGCAGCUGGUGCCACUGAAGUGGCUGUAUUUGGAUCCGCGUCAGAAACCUUCAGCAGAAAGAACAUUAACUGCUCUAUUGAUGAAAGCAUGCUGAAGUUUGAGGAAGUCGUUAAGGCUGCCAAAGAGCGGCAAAUUCCAGUCCGUGGGUAUGUUUCUUGUGCUCUUGGAUGCCCUUAUGAAGGUCGCAUUGAGUCUGCAAAGGUUGCUGAGGUGGCAAGGAGGCUGUAUGAAAUUGGAUGUUAUGAGAUUUCGUUAGCGGACACCAUCGGCGUCGGAACACCUGGUUCCAUGUUGAAGAUGCUGCAGAGAGUAAUGCAGGAUGUUCCUGUCAGUGCUCUUGCAGUCCACUGCCAUGACACGUAUGGACAAGCACUUGCUAACAUCCUCACUGCUCUUCAGAUGGGGGUCUCGGUGGUGGAUUCUGCAGUAGCGGGCCUUGGCGGUUGCCCGUAUGCAGAAGGUUCAUCGGGGAAUGUUUCCACAGAGGAUGUUGUUUACAUGCUCCGCGGCAUGGGCAUAGAAACGGGUGUGAAUCUUGAUAAAGUGAUGGAGGCCGGCGACUUUAUCUGCAGCGCUUUGAACCGCGAAACCAACUCCAAGGUCUCCCUGGCAAGAAACAGGAAGCUGUGAUGUAUUUCUUCAACAGAAAAGAUGCACAUGUGCAACCAACCAGAACACCGAGCUACAACCAUGUCUUAAGAUAAACUGGCAUUGCCUGCUAAGCUAAGAGUCGUUACACUGAUGGAGUUAAAGUGUUUUGAGAAAGAAAAAGUAAUGUAAAAUGGGAAUAUUUUUAAACCUCCUAAUUGAAGAUGUCUUGAUAACAAUGAUAAAACUGUCAUAUUAUUUGUAUUUAAAAUAUAUAUUUGUGUCAUAUGCAGUUUUAAUAGGUUCAUGAUUAUUUUGCUGAUCUUUAAACAAAAUCCCAUUUUUAAAGUUUACCAAUUAAGCUUUUUAAUGUCUCAGCUAAUUGAUUUAAGCGUUUAACAUGUUUUUUUUUUUUUAAAGUCAGAAUUUUUUGAGUUGUCAAGAUUUCUGAAGUGCCUCUGCUGCCAACUUUUUUUAAAUAGAACAUUUCAGUGUUUUGGUUGACUUCUCAAAGACGUAAAUGGGGAUUUUAGUUUGAAAUGAAGCUAUGCACUUUGUUAGUGAUGGUGGGAUAAGUUGAUAUUGUUUUCAGUAUCAGUUUUAGCUCAUGCUGCAUUAGCAUUAUCAUUUAUUUAGCUAUAAAGAAUCAAAAUUCAUCAAAACUUUUCAAACCUCCAAAGAAGGUGGAAGAGUAAUAUUUAAAAUAGUGAUUAUAAAACACUGUGUGUUGAUCUGAGAGGUUUGAAAAAACUUUAUCAACCAGCUGGGAUUCUGCAAAAAAAAAGCAGGAUGUUACUAACCAAAUCAAAACUAUAUAAAAUUCUGAGGAGUUUUUGACAUGAUCUUUGUCAAAUGUCCCUGAAGAAGGGUGCCUUUAUGUGUAUGCAUGUUUGGAUCUGCUCUAUUUCUUUCCAUAUAUGAGCUUUUUGAGCUUUAAAACAAAUAACUUUGAUCUUAAUAAAGGAAGAUAGAAAUAAAUGUUGCUUCUUUUUUUUCUUUUUUGUCUUGUGAAAUGUAAGUGAGAGGCAACUGCACAGUUUGUUUAACCAAAGAACACAUUUUAAUUUACUUUUUGUCAUUAUAUUUGUCCAAUUCUAUUUCUGAUGAUAUUGAUUGAUGCUUUUAUCUUGGCACGUGUCAAAAAAGUGGUAACAUCCCAUAGAUACCACCCGGUAGAGGCUGGCAGUCGAAAGAAAUUGAAUUUUUGAUGUUUUGAUAACUUGAUGAUAGCUUGUCCAAACAGAUAGUGAAUGCUGAACAUGGAAUCAGAAAUGAGCAAACACAUCUCUGGUGCCUGGUGGAGUGUUUGCUUACAGGGCGAUCUUCACUGAGGAUUCAAUACUUUGGAAAUUGUACAGAUGGUUCCCUUCCAUCUUUUUUCUCUAUCCUUGUUCAUUCAGUCACAAACAUUUGGAUACACCAUGAUAUACAAAUAUAGUGAAAAAAUAUGUUUGAAGGUCGAAAGAAAACCAAAAACUGUCUCAUUGCGUCUUUGCUCAUAUUUACUUUCAAAACAGGUUGCUGACAUAACAAUAUGUCAAAUUCAAUCCAUCAUAUACUAUAAAUAUUUGACACACCAGUCUUAUUAGGCACAAAUCGUCUCCAAACUCAAAGCAAUUUGACUUUGAGAAAGUCCGCCAGGCCUCUGUAUUCUUUCAUGCAGAUUACAGCAACUCUUAAUGUUCUGUGACCACUCAGGCACAAUUAUCCCAUAUAAAAUUGGUUCACAUCGCAAAAGAAAAAGCCCAACAAGGUCAAAAGUGAUUAAAUAAGUCUACAUAUGCUUCAGUGACACUGAUUGAUGUUGCUCCACUUCAAGGCUCUUGUUUUAGUUCAUCAUAGCGUAAAAUAUAUGAAAAAGGCCCAAUUUUUUGGCACAAAACACCAAUUACAGCUAUUUUUGAGAAAAACUAUUAGAAAAAAAAUGUAUUUACAGAGCUGAACUAUUAUUGUGUAGCACUUAUGUCAACAUAUGUAUGUUUUUUUUAUUUUGUAUUUUAAAAAAAUGUUAUGUCAAUGACAUUUAUUGGAAUCAUAUUUUCAGCUGUAUGUUUAUUGUGUGAAUUCUCUUAAUAUUCAAAAGGUUAAAGUUUGUUUCUUCCAAUCAUGAAACACAUCACAGACUUUCAUUUUUGUAACUCCUGUACUUUUAACUCGUGCCGCCCUCUGCGACACGGGCUGAAGAUACUUGAUUUUUGACAUCUUUCCUGUACCCUCAUGUGUCUUUUCUGGGCGAUAGAGAGCCAUCCAGCGGCUGCUGCCCACCACUGAGAGAAUUUCCCCAUUGUGGGAGUAAUAAAGGAUUUGAUUGAUUGAUUGAUUGAUAAAAGGACCCCACAAAAUGUUUAUCUUUUAUUUUCAAUAAAAAUGAUGUCUACAAUUGAUUAAAGCAGUUUCCUUCAGAAACGAAGCUCAUUUGCAGUCAAGUCAAACUGUCAACUGUCAGUAAAAAAAGAAAGAAGAAAACUUGCACAAAAGAAAAAAAAAGAGUUGAGGUUUUAUUGUCUGUCAAACUGAAACUAUACUUCUUUGUGAUAUGCUUUGACAGUAAAAAUUACAUUUUACUUGAUUUUUUUCCCACACUGACAACUUCUGUCUGUUCUGCACCUGAGGCUCAGUAUUAUUAUUAUUAUUUUUGACAAGCCUCGAAAGCUCAUUUUAAAUCAAAUGCAGCAGAUUUGAUUAAGAUGUUGAUGCAAAAUUCCCUCAAAAAACACCUGAGACUUUCCUUUAUGCUUACUCAAGGGUAAUUAAGAAAUAUCUGCACGUCGCCUACAAAGAAUAUUGAUCAAGUAUUGUACUUUCUGGAGGGAAAUGUAUUAGCAAGUACUGUGUAUUACAAAUAUCUGAAAAAAAAACAUUCAUUAAUUGUUAAUGAAUUGUCAUAGAAGUUGUCUUUGUUGAGGUUGAUGUUAUUUUUUCAAAAGAUUUAUCAAUAUCAAGUUUUUUUUCAUUUGAAGACAUUUAAACAACGUUUACUGUGCAAAUUCUUUAAUAUUCAGUAAGCUAAUGUUUGUUCCUUUACUAUCAUUUACUUUCAUUUGUUUUUAUAGUGGUACGCUUCAAUAAGUUAAGCUGUCUGCUUCUUUUCAAACAUGCUUUUUUUUAGCAUGCAUUCUUGAAAAAAAUUCCCAGAAAAAGUCAAAAAGAAGGAAAAGCAGUUAUUUUCUCCUUUUAAGUACCAUUAUUUGAAGCCAAAAGCACAGAUUAAAAAAAAAAAAAAA